AUGGAAGAAAAUGGACAAUUCGGAUCCACUAAAUCCGCAGCCGCUUCACUCGGUUCACCAGCAAUUGAAGUAGGAUUGACGGAAGAAGCUGAAACAUUGAAGAGUGAAACUAAGCAUCGGAAGAUGAAUGUUGAGGAGCAGACUGAGGACUGGUGGGCCAGAGUACUUGAUUCAGAUCAGCAGCGUCUCCGUCGUCGCAUGUUUCGUUCGCGUCCCUGGAUAAAGAUCGGCCUGGGUCUCCAACGCUUGGCUCGAGCCUGGUUUAGUCUGAUACAGGAAUGGAACGUUCAAUGGCGCGAGUUGCAAUUAAUGCUUGGUGUAUAUCAAUUUGUACGGUAA
Molecule: messenger RNA, 339 nt
Organism: Protopolystoma xenopodis
Lineage: Eukaryota; Metazoa; Platyhelminthes; Monogenea; Polystomatidea; Polystomatidae
Source: the annotation of a GenBank genome assembly